Messenger RNA from Coregonus clupeaformis (lake whitefish), 8149 nucleotides. It is a transcript of the gene tdrd6a, whose product is annotated as tudor domain containing 6. The transcript is spliced from 17 exons. The coding region runs from base 438 to 7262 and encodes 2274 amino acids. Lineage: Eukaryota; Metazoa; Chordata; Actinopteri; Salmoniformes; Salmonidae. The record is from RefSeq and is a predicted model, not a curated record.
UUACUUUCCCUGCCUUCAAAUUACCAACAGUUUAUAGCCUAUUGAUAAGCGGAACACAUCAAAUAUUACAUUUUAUUUAAUUUACACAACAAUACUAGCUUCAGAACGUUGAUUACGUGAGUAACGUCGUUAUUCCUUUUGAGAACGAGAAGUCUCCCGCCAUGGCGCGACACCUAGCUAGUUAGAGAACGCAACUAACGUUAGCCAGCGAGUUAAUUAAUUGAGGAAAGUUUCUAAAGUGCCUUUUCUGCCCUUUUUGAAGAGACGUCGUUGAUCAGCGCUGGAAGGACAACUAUUUGCAAAGCAAGGAGCCCCAUACGACACAACGAGGAUGAGGAAGUGACUCGCCGGUUGGGACUCAUUGGACCUUGACAUUUAGGCUUUGUUGGAUGGACAUUGAUAGUUGAUGGAAGACAGAAUACUUUGAAAACGUCAAAAUGUGUUCAAUCCCUGGGCUCCCAACACCAGGUUCAAACAUUUCAGUUCUUAUAACAAGGGUGAACUGCAGUCCCCAGUGUGAUAUUGUGGAGCUUUGGGGCAAUUUUGAUCAAGAGAGAAAAAUUGCUUAUCAACGCCUGCGAAAAGACAUUCAGUUUCCCAGAGAAACCUUUUGUGAAUUGGAGGGAAAUCCUGGAGAUGUGUGCUUGGUUCAGAUAUAUGAAACUUGGUAUAGGGUACGCAUAGUCUCAAGAAAUGGCUCAAGUUACAAUGUGUUCCUUAUUGACGAAGGGAGAAUUCUUGGUGCCACCACUAGCAUGUUGGCUUGGGGUCAGAAAGAGUUUUUCCACCUACCCCCUGAAGUGGAAUUCUGUGUUCUCUCUAAUGUGUUGCCCCUGUCACCCGAGAACAGGUGGUCUCCAGUGGCCUUAGAAUUUCUGAAGUCCCUCUGCGGAAAGACGGUUGAUGCAUGUGUCCAGGACAUCUUGGUGCCCCAUAGAACGUUCCUCCUGAAUGUUCCCUGCAUAUCUAGACAGAUGCACGAAAUGGGGUUUGCCAAGAAGCUGAGCACCGAAAAGUUCAAGCUCUACGUUUCAAAGUCAUUGCAGAGUGGGGCAUCAAAUUCUACAGGAUCUCCACAGAAGUCAUCCAUGAGAAAUGACCCACUGGAGACCCGUGAGCAAAUUGAGAAGCAGCACCAGUACAUGUAUCCAGAGCUGCAAACGGAAACCGUAGAGACGGUCAUUGUCACGGAGGUAACCAACCCACUGCGCGUCUUCUGUCAGUUGAAGGUGUUUUCUCAAGAGUUGAAGAAACUAACGGAGCAGAUUACACAACACUACGAAGGCCGUGUGGAAACGGGCAUCGCCAGACCCGAAACGUUGGGUUCCCCAUGUGCCUCAAGAGGAAGUGACGGAAGGUGGUAUCGGUCUAUGUUACAACAGGUCUUUCCAGACAAUAAUGUGGUUGAAGUGCUGCAUGUUGACUAUGGGAAGAAACAGUUUGUCCAAGCAGAGAACAUCAGACCACUGGCCACAGAGUUCUUCAGGAUGCCUGUUGUCACAUAUGUCUGCUCUCUCCACGGCGUCAUCGACAAAGGCGUUGGAUGGACGGCUGCCCAGAUUAAAUAUUUGAAAUCCCUACUUCUGAACAGGACUGUGAUCGCCAAGUUCGAGUACCAGAGUCUGUCAGAGGGAGUCCACUACGUAACACUCUAUGGGGAUGAAAACACAAACAUCAACAACCUGUUUAGCACAAAGGAGAGAUGUCUGCUGGACUCAAAGUCGCAUGGAGAUUAUGCUGUUCGCAACAACCGUGCGAGUCCUCCACAUCCAGAUGGAAUCAAAUGUCAGGAAACUGCACCACCUCGCUCUGAAGAUCCCAAGGAAGUUCAGGCAAAGUAUCCUGCCGAAGAUCUCCCUCUGAAUUCUUCACACGUGGCAGUUGUACAACAUGUGGAGAACCCUUCAGAAUUCUGGAUUCAUACACAGAUGUAUGCAGAUGCGUUUAAUCAAAUGAUGGAUGAUCUUGCUGAUUUGUACAGCAACCCGGUCAGUGUGGGAGUCGUCGAAUGUCCAAAAGUUGGCCUUUAUUGUGCUGCCAGAUCACAAGACAACACUUUUUACAGGGCGACUGUGUCUGAAGUCACUGGGAACAAGGUCAGGGUCUUCUUUUUUGACUACGGAAACACAGAGAUGAUUGACUGGUUCAAUCUCGGAGUCCUUCCUGACAAGUUUAAAGAGUUGCCAGCACUUGCACUGAAGUGUAGACUGGCCGGUAUUAGACCAAAAGAUGAGAAAUGGAGCCAAAAUGCUACAGACUUCUUCACGAAAUCAAUUGCAGACAAGAUCCUGGAUGUACGCAUAACUGCAAAGUCUCACGGUACUUACAUUGUUCAACUGACGGACUCAUCUGCACAUGGAGAGCGAGAUGUCAGUAAGCUGCUUUGCAGUGCUGGCUUUGCAGAGAAGGGCGACACAAGUAAGACAACUCACAAGGCCUCUUCAGGGCCUAUCAUCGCCCCCACAACACAGAACCCACGUGCCAUUCCUUAUGUGUUCAAGGCAAGCGGUGGCCCUCAAGGAUCGUCCACCAGUGAUUCCACUGUCAAUGAGUCCAGAACUGCCUUCAAGGAAUACCUGUUUCCAAUAGGAAGUUCAGUUGAAGUCACAGUGUCUUACAUUGAGAGUCCAAAUGACUUUUGGUGCCAACUAGCACAAAAUUCUAAUCAUCUAAAAUGUCUCAUGCAAGACAUUCAGCAGCACUAUGCUGACACUGAGUUUGGGCAGCCUGUGGAACCUGCCUGUGUUGCCCGCCACCCAGACAACGGAAUGUGGUACAGAGCCCUGGUCAUUCAGAAGCAUGCAACACUGCACGUUGAUGUGCUGUUCAUAGACUAUGGUCAGACAAAGACAGUCUCCCUGCAAGACUUGCGCCGCAUAGAUCCAAACUUCCUGCAACUAAAAGGUCAAGCUUUUCGUUGCAGCUUGUACAACCUCAUCCACCCUACUUCUCACACCACUGAAUGGACUGAAGAUGCCAUUAGACAGUUCCAGGACUUUGUGGACACCGCAGCGUCCGACCAUGGGGUCUUAAAGUGCACCAUAUAUGCAGUAAUGUACGAUGCCCAAAAAGUGGUAUUCAAUGUGGUGGAUCUGGAAACACCCUUUCAGAGUGUCUGCAGCUUGAUGGUUAAGAAAGGACUGGCAAACCGUGCACCUGCCAAGAAAGCCCCUUCCUCCCCUUUCCGGUUGGACACCUACUACUACUCCACUCACAACAUCAAAACGGGGAGUGAAGAAGAGGUAAGUGUGACAAGUGUGAAAAAUGUAAAUCACUUCUACUGCCAGCUGAAAAGGAAUGCAGAUACAGUUGAAGGACUUGCAGAGAGCAUCAACACGCUGUGUCGCCAGUUGGAGAUCACCAACUGUCCCCAAACAUUUGGAACUGUGUGCUUUGCGAAAUACAGGGAUGGAGAGUGGUACAGAGGGCAGAUCAAGUCUACAAAGCCAACAAUCCUGGUGCACUUUGUGGAUUAUGGCGACACAUUGGAAGUAAAGAAAUCAGAUCUGCUUCCCAUUCCCAUUGAGGCCAGUGAGAUCAUGUCGGUGCCUGUACAAGCUGUCCAAUGUGGGCUUUCUGAUAUCCCCGGAGAGGUUACAAGUGAGGUGAACGGCUGGUUUGAGACCAGUAUGACUGACCGGAACUUCAGGGCUCUUGUGGUGGCAAAAGAACCUGGGGGCAAGUUGCUGGUGGAGCUCUAUGACAGGAAAAUGCAAGUGAACGCAAAGAUAAAGGAGAAGUUCAACCUUGAGAUGCACAGACAAGAGCGGGUGGUACACCAGAGCAGGAGACCACGUGAUGCAUCCAGCAGCCACAUCUCAGCUCUUGAGACCAAACCUCGGUCUACACCUAAAGAGGUGCUCCAAAAAACAGACGAGGACACCCAAAAGUGUGAGAAACUCCCUCGAGCACCCUACAGGACACCACAUCAAAAACGGGCACCGCAAAAGGAGAUUGUAGUUCCCAAAGCAAAGGUGAAAGAUCUUCCAAAACUCACAGACCUGCCCUCAAAAUCCAUAAAACCAGGCAUGGUAGCAGAUGUCUUUGUCUCACAUUGCAAUAGUCCACAGAGUUUCUUUGUACAGUUGAUCAAGGAGGAAGACGACAUUUAUUCCAUUGUGGAAAAACUCAAUGAUGAACAGUCAACUGCUGCAACCAUUCACACUAAGGACUUGAGUCAAGGAGACCUGGUCAAUGCAGAGUUUCCAGAUGAUUCGUCAUGGUACCGUGCAGUUGUAAGUGAAAUACUGGGAAACGAAAUGGCUCUUGUUGAGUUCAUAGACUUUGGAAAUACAGCAACAGUUUCAGUCUCCAAGAUAUGUCGACUCGACAAACACUUCCUUGAAAUUCCCAGGUUCAGCAUUCACUGCUUCCUAAGUGGAGUGACAGCUGUCGAAAACCAAGCAGAACUGGAUCCGGAAGUUGUGUCUAACUUCAAAGAGAACGUUGGUGUAAACGGCAACAAACGGUUAGGGUGCAUGUUCAUGAAACAGUCUGGAUCUUUUUGGGAGGUUGGCCUAGUGCACGGCAGCAAAGCAAUCACAUGCAACAUACCUCCCAGCGGCCCAACAGCCUCUUCUGAUGUGAUACCUAAGACAUCAGAAAGCACCAACCAAGAGGCAGAAGAGCCCCAACAAAGCCCUUCUGCAAGAAGUGUUCCACCAGAGAUGAGCACUUUGGUCAAUGUCAAGACUGCUCGUUACAGUAAGCCUGACAUUUCAGAGGGACAGACCUUAGAAGUCUAUGCCUCUAUUAUAAAUGGGCCUCAGUCCUUUUGGUGUCAAUCUGCUGAAUCAGACGAACUUGAAAAGAUCACUGAAGUUGUUAAAGAUGCUGGGAAUGCUGUGGCAUCUACGUUAAUUGACACUGAAACCCUGUGCACUGGAAGCCCUUGCAUUGCUCUAUUUGUGGAUGAUGAACAGUGGUACCGUGCAGAAGUCCUCAGGAAAGAUGGAGAUGCCCUAUCCAUUCUCUUUGUGGACUAUGGAAAUGAGUCUACAGUCAAUCUGAAAGAUGUGAGGCCAGUGCCAACUCUGCUCAUUGACACACCCCCACAGGCGUUCCAGUGUCAGCUUGAAGGGUUUGAUUUUUCACAAGGCUCCUGGCAUGACACUGCUGCUGACCAGUUAUCAGAACUCAUAAAAGACAAGCUUCUACACCUGACAGUUCUGAGAGUAUCCAGUCAAGAGCGGGGUGGGAUCACAUGUUUCCUCAAGGUGAAAUGUGAGGAAGAAGUGAUAAAUGACACUAUGAAGCUGUACUGGCAGAGCUCUGUUGACAGAGAAACGUCUGAAGACGAAGACAAGUCCGAUCCUACAGGAGUUGCAAUAUCAGGUGACACGCCUUCAUUGUUAGGUGAAUUGAAGUUGGCUGAGGAAAAGGCAACAGUGCCCAACUCAAGUCCCGAAGAGCCAUAUGAAAACGUCAGCGAGCACGACACAUACGAUGCUUUGGCCCAUAGUGAAACUCAUGAGUUAGUGGAUGAGGACAAAUGCACAGACAUUUCUGAUGAGCAACAGGACAACUCAGUACCCACCCAAGCAACAGAUGAAGAUCACGCCGAGGACGUGGAUCUGAUAAGUUUCCAAGAAGAUGCAGACUGUUUUGAUCACCUUGGCAACACAGAGUCAAUUGACGAUGACGGAGAGGAAGAAAAACAGUCUGACACAAAUGAGAUCCAAGAACCCAGGACCGUCAUACGUGGUCCGAGUGUAAAGAUACCCAACGAAGGGAAAGAGACUAAGUCCAUUCCCACCAUCAUCAUCUGUGAGGAACCCAGUGAUGCAGGACUUGAAUGUGUCUCAGAGAGUGGAGAUUCAUGUGAGGCUCAAGCGGCAACCUCCCAAGUGAACAACGACAAAGACAUCUUGGUUUCAAGGGCUAAAAUGGACACAUUGGAAGUGGACAAAGACGAAAGUGGGAGUGUAUCAGUACUGGAAAAAGCCUUCAGUCUGGAUGACUCAGAAUCACGACUGUACUUAGACGAAAACUUUGACGAGACUUCUCUUUCAAACUUCGACCAAGGUCAAGACGACAUCUAUGAGGAAGUCUUCAAACUGUGUGCUGAGCUUGUCGUCGAGAGUGCAAAGUCGGAACAUCCUGUCCCAGAGGAGUCCAAGACGAAAGAUGAGGAACUGGAGACCUUGGCUGUGGAGUUGGAGACCAAAAAAGAGGAAUCUGGAAUCAGAGAUGAGGUCAACAACUCUGCUGUUGUACCUGAAUCUGAGUUUGGUCAACUUCAGAGAGUUGAGCAGACUGUUCCAGUUGGGUCAUCCUGUAUCGUUUGGUCCUCUGCUAAGAAGAGUUGGUGUAAAGCAAAGAUUUUGAAAGUCUUUGAGGACUCCGUAAAGGUUCUACUGCUGGAUCACGACACUGAAAUGAUAGUAGACCCACACAAUAUAUUUGAGCUGUUGUCUUCAGAACCAGAAGAGUUUGAACUUGACCAGAGCGAUGACUUCGAUACAGCGUCAUCGAAUGCUGGGUCAGAGCAUGAUCACGAAGACACAGAUGACAGUGACAACACCACUGCAGGAGAUGAUCUGAGCAAGACUGCCUCAGAGGUCCGGGAUGACGCCACUCUAGCUGUGUGUGCACCAGUGGAGGAAUCUAGUGAUGUGCUUACAGAACAGCUAGUUGAUAUUGAGCCAGCAACUGAUGCAGAGGUUGUAUCCAGUGCUCCCACACAGGAUAAGGAUGAUGUCGUGCUUGAGGAAGACGCCUCGUGUCUUGGAGAAGUGACUUCAUGUCUCAUUGAAGGCUGUUUAGUUGCAACCACAGAUGAUGGCGCUGAGAUCAAGAAAGCAACCUAUGCAGAUGUUGUAUCAAGUGCUCCCCCGCAGGAAAAGGAUGAUCUUCUAGGGGAAGCAAAGUCUAGUCCUGAUGAACACUGUUUAGUGUCCACAGAACAGAGAGCUGAUGCUCAAGAGGCAACCGAUGUGGAGGUUAAAUCCAGUGCUCCCACACAGGACAAGGAUGAUCUGCUCUGUCCUGACGAAGACUGUUCAGAUUCUGCAGAAGGGUUUGCUGAGAUUGACGAGGCGACCGAUGUGGAGGUUGUAUCCAGUGUUCCUACACAGGACAAGGGAACAGAACUGUUGAGUAAAAUCUUCACAAAUGAUGAUGUGCAGCUUGAGGAAAAGACAUCUGUUCCUGGCGAAGACUCUGCAGAAGUUGUGAUGUCACAGGUGACUCAUCUCAGCCUGAGAGUGGAGGAGAACUCUGACGAUGACGUAAUCUUUGUGUCAGAGACUCGGACCACCUAGGAACUGCAGGAGCAGUAGCCAAAUAAGAAGCCAGUCCAGUGACUAGUGUGUUGUUGUGCAGGCACACACUCGGUUCUAAUCCAUGUUAUAAUCUGGGACGUUAAAUGAAUCUGUUCAGUGACAAUUUGUUGUCGGUUCAGUGGCAUUUUGUUUGCAUUUGCAUUCUGUGUCCAGUUUAUUUGGUAAUUUGCUUUGCUUUUUCCUUUGUUAUUUAGCUGUAAACACCCAUCUUCACCUCAUGUGGCUCAAGUUAGCCAUUUGUCUCUAGAUCAGAAAUGCCUCAGAGGGUAUACUACAAAGCAGGUUCAACGGGUUAGCCAGCUAACUUUGAUAAGCAACCAGAAAUGACUAUUGAUUUUCUGGAAUAUUAAAUAAAGCUAAACUUUGAUGUUUUAGUUGGCUGAAUCAAUUAGCCCAUGCCAAGUAUUUAGGCAAGUUAGCUGGCUAACUCCUUAAUCCUGCUAUGCAGUAUACCACUCUGUGCUUGUCAAUUUUUCAGAACUAUUUGGUGCUAUGGACAAUCUUUAAAAUACCAUGACACUGUCUUUUGGAUGGUUGUUGAGACAUGUUUAAUCAGUAUUCUUAACAUAACUCUUUCAUCCAGUGUCUUUGUAUCAGCCUAGUGCAUUUAUUGAAUACUGCACAAUUGAUCUAUGUUCAAAAUGUUUUUGUAGUAUGUUUAGUUUUUGUAAUUUUGCCAAUGUUUCCAAAAACAAAGUUCUAUAUAUUUCCAUAUUCAAUUGUUGACGUUUAAAAAUCGGACACACUUUUUGGCCAUAUUCAAUGUGAAAGGCUUUCACAAGAUGGUUGUUCCUGGAGAAAAAAAAUGUCGAAAUGUGCAGUGAUGAAUUUUUUUUGUUUACACAAUACAUAAUCUUGCACUUCCU